AUGCAACGCUCCAAGACCGCCCAAACGGCCGUGAAUUCAAGCAAGGAAUCGUCCAGCAAACUGAUAAAAUCCAACUCAAUCACACCAGCUCAAUGUCCACUGUCCGGCUGCGAUCAGUCCCUGAUGGCUUCGAACUUUCUACAGCACUAUCUGCGCGACCAUUCAAGCCUGAGCUUCAUCUCGAUCGACGAUCGCGAAACGAUGCUGUUCCAUUUUGAGGAAAGUGCCUUCCCCUUGAACAUACCGUACUGUCUGGGAGUGUUGGCGUACGGUGGACGACAACCCGGCCGGCCAGAACAGCAACCCGUCAAGCAAGGAUAUGCGGUGGAAAAUCAGUUUCUUCCACAGCGAUUUAAAGAGUUGAAAAACCAUCUACCCGUAUUGGUGAUGGCCUGUCGAAAGGUUCCUUUGGCAGCUGGCGAAAGUGUCCCCCAGGGAGAUCAUGAUGGUGGGAAAAAUGUGUCUAUAGUUUUCUGGCUAUUAACGAUGGGUACCGGCAGCGUUCAGGUGGUUGGCUAUCUAUCGAUUGGUGAUUUACUGUUGCGGCACCAACGUCGAAGGAUGGUAAAGGUGUGCGAGUUGACAAAUUCCAGUAGAGAAUUGCCUGGAAUCGUGUGUCUGGCGAAGGAAUGGAAUUUGCUGGAGUUGAAUCGGAGUGAAAUCGAUCUUCUGUCACACGAUGGUACUUCGUUGAUAAAGUUGGAAGUGAUGAUUGAUGGACCAUGUUGA
This is a messenger RNA of Anopheles maculipalpis, 729 nucleotides long. RefSeq lists its product as uncharacterized. The record is from RefSeq and is a predicted model, not a curated record. NCBI's taxonomy places the organism in Eukaryota, Metazoa, Arthropoda, Insecta, Diptera, Culicidae. The transcript has a single exon. The coding region runs from base 1 to 729 and encodes 242 amino acids.